CUUCCCAUUACCCGAUCUCUAGCGAGAAUGGACUCUAAGCCGCUAUAGCUGCCCAGACCCACAAUCCCGGGGCCUCCCCCGGGCGAAGGGGCGUCGAAGGGACGCCUUUCUCUCCGCCUGCCGUUGAGGGACCGCUCUGAUCGUCCCGGAGCUGCUGGAUCUCGGCCAGAAUUUCUGCAAUGGGCCUUGCUGCUGCUGCUCUUCAGGAAUAAUCCAAGCUGGAGAAGAUGGGGUCGCACAUCCUUCUGACAUCCAGUCCUCAGGACUCAGUGACCUUCCCUGAUAUAGCCGUGACCUUCUCCUCUGAGGAGUGGCCAUGCCUGGACACCUCUCAGAGGAAGCUCUACAGAGAUGUGAUGCUGGAGACCUACCAGCACCUGCAGGCAGUAGGGCAUUGCCGGGUGAAGCCUGCAUUGAUCUCCUGGUUGGAAGGAGGAACCCUGGAGAGGCUGCAGAGAGUCAUAUUAUCAGCAGAACCAAAGCCAGAAAUCCAUCCAUGUCCCUUCUGCUCUCUCGCCAUCUCCAGUCAGAAGUUUCUUGGUCAUCACAUAAAACAUAGUCAUCCCUCUUGGAUCUUCCCAGGAACGUCUGCAAGAAAGUACUCUCAAUCAGAGAAUUCCUGUCCAGGUGAUCAAAACCAAUGGCAGCAACAUUCUGAUACACAUGAUGACAAAUUUAACAACAAACCAAGGAAUGACAAGCUUGAAAGUCAAAAGCACAAAAAAAGCUCCAUAGGUUGGGCUAACAAAAUAAGGUAUAAAAGAAUUUCAAGAGCCUUUUCUAGCCCAUCUAGCAGACUUAUAGGGAGCUCUAAUAAACAUGAGUUGGCAAUGGAGGAAGAAACUAAUACAAGCCAGAAAAAAAAUAGAAAAGACACAGGCAGAGUAGUUGCAGAGAUAGGAAUGCCAAGAAUUUUAAGAGAGAAGUAUGUAAGGCUUGAGCAAGGCUUCAGUGAAGAAUCAAACCUCCUCCCACACCAGAGAACACACACAGGUGAGAUGCCCCAUGUUUGCAGGGAGUGUGGCCGAGGUUUCAGAAAGAAAUCAAAUCUUAUCAGACACCUGUGAACACACACAGGGGAGAAGCCCCAUGAUUUCAGGGAGUGUGGGCAAGGCUUCAGUCAAAGGUCACAUCUCAUCAGACACCAAAGGACACACACAGGAGAGAAGCCUCAUGUUUGCAAUGAUUGUGGGCGAGGCUUCAUUUGGAAGUCAACUCUCAUCAGACACCGUAGGACACACACAGGGGAAAAACCCCAUGUUUGCAGGGAGUGUGGACGAGGCUUUGGUCAGAUAUCAGUUCUUAUCACACACCAGCGGAUACACACAGGGGAGAAGCCCCAUGUUUGCAGUGAGUGUGGGCGCCGCUUUAAUCAGAGGUCAAAUCUCAUCAGACACCAAAGGACACACACAGGAGAGAAGCCUCAUGUUUGCAAUGAUUGUGGGCGAGGCUUCAUUUGGAAGUCAACUCUCAUCAGACACCAUAGGACACACACAGGGGAAAAGCCCCAUGUUUGCAGGGAGUGUGGACAAGGCUUUGCUCAGAUAUCAGUUCUUAUCACACACCAACGGACACACACAGGGGAGAAGCCCCAUGUUUGCAGUGAGUGUGGGCACCGUUUCAAUCAGAGGUCAAAUCUCAUCAGACACCAAAGGACGCAUACAGGAGAGAAGCCUCAUGUUUGCAAGGAGUGUGGGCGAGGCUUCAGUAGGAGGUCAAAUCUCAUCAAACACCAGAGGACACACACAGGUGAGAAGCCCUAUGUUUGUAGGCAGUGUGGGCGAGGUUUCAGUCAGAGGUCAAAUCUCAUCCCACACCAGAGAACACACACAGGUGAGAUGCCCCAUGUUUGCAGGGAGUGUGACCGAGGCUUCAGGAAGAAAUCAAAUCUUAUCAGACACCUGAGAACACACACAGGGGAGAAGCCCCAUGUUUGCAGGGAGUGUGGGCAAGGCUUCAGUCGAAGGUCAUAUCUCAUCACACACCAGAGGGGACACACUGGAGAGAUGCUUCAUGUUUGCAAAGAGUGUGGGCAAGUCUUCAGUCGGAAGUCAUAUCUCAUCACACACCAGAAGACACACACUGGGGAGAAGCCCUGUGUUUGCCAGGAAUGUGGGCAAGGCUUCAUUUGGAAGUCAACCCUCAUCAGACACCAUAAGACACACACAGGGGAGAAGCCCCAUGUUUGCAGGGAGUGUGGGCGAGUCAGAAGUCAAGUCUCAUCGCACACCAGAGGACACACAAAGGAAGAAGCCCCAUGUUUGUAGGGAGUGUGGGCAAGACUUUAUAGUCAGAGGUCACAUUUCAUCACACAGCAGAGGCCGCACACAGGAUUAAAGUCCCAUGUUUGCGAGGAGUGUGGCCAAAGCUUCAGUGAGAGGUCAUGUCUCCACAC
Suncus etruscus (white-toothed pygmy shrew) is the source of this 2395-nucleotide messenger RNA. Its product is annotated as histone-lysine N-methyltransferase PRDM9-like. The record is from RefSeq and is a predicted model, not a curated record. Gene Ontology annotation, biological process: regulation of immune system process; negative regulation of transcription by RNA polymerase II; regulation of cytokine production. The transcript is spliced from 5 exons. Gene Ontology annotation, molecular function: zinc ion binding. Lineage: Eukaryota; Metazoa; Chordata; Mammalia; Eulipotyphla; Soricidae.